AGGUAGGAGAGUCAAGACUUCAUUUGUUUUGGCAGCGAGCUCGAGUCGGCCUUUUAACAGGGUUAUUACCCGGAAUAUAUAUCUUUACAAAGUUGUUGCUUUGUUUGUUUGUUUUAGUUGAAUGUAUUAGUGAUGGAUGUUUAAAGUCAUGAAGCUACAACAUAAAAUGGAAUAACAUCCAUUUUAUUUCCGUGUUUACACGCACCGGUAGAGUAGGUGGCGGCAUGCUCCUUUAACAGUGGUGCGUUGCACGCCCAUAAAACUUCAGAAGAAGAAGAGGAGCAGGAGAACAAGCAGCAGCCACCAUCACCACAUUGGACGGGUUUUCUUGAUACUUUUACAAGAACAAUUCAACCGUUUUACACAUUAUUUCCCAAACGGCAAAUAUGUCAUCGCCACUAGCAAAGCCUCAGAUUAUUGCGCAUUUUCAGAAGAGUUUGAACUACACAGUUUUUGACACUAAAUGGAUUCCCUGCAGCGCGAAGUUCGUCUGUAUGGGGAACUUUCCCAGAGGAACCGGAGUAAUGCAAAUAUAUGAAGUGGAGCACGGAGAUGCUCAGCUUAUCAAGGAGGUAGAGAAACCCAAACCCAUAAAGUGUGGAACAUUUGGGGCCACCUCUCUUCAACAAAGACACAUAGCAACUGGGGAUUUUGAAGGAAAUCUCAAUAUAUGGAAUCUGGAGAUGCCUGAAGUGCCAGUGUAUGCUGUUAAGGCCCACAAAGAGAUAGUGAAUAGCAUUGAUGCUGUUGGCGGCCUGGGGAUUGGUGAUGGUGCACCUGAGAUAGUCACUGGAAGCAGAGACGGGACAGUCAAGGUGUGGGAUCCCAGACAGAAGGAUUCACCUGUAGCCAACAUGGAGCCCAUGGAAGGAGAAACCAAGAGGGACUGCUGGACUGUUGCAUUUGGUCAUGCCUUCAACGAUCAGGACCGCUGUGUGUGUGCUGGCUACGACAACGGGGACAUCAAACUCUUUGACCUGCGGAAUAUGUCUCUCCGGUGGGAAACCAACAUUAAAAACGGGGUAUGCUGUGUGGAGUUUGACAGGAAAGACAUCAGCAUGAACAAGCUGGUGGCCACGUCACUGGAGGGAAAAUUCCACGUCUUUGACAUGAGGACCCAGCACCCCACCAAGGGCUUCGCCUCUGUUUCCGAAAAGGCUAAUAAAUCAACCAUCUGGCAGGUGAGACAUUUGCCUCAAAACAGAGACAUCUUUAUGACUGCGGGGGGUGCAGGCAACUUACAUCUAUGGAAAUACGAGUAUCCUGCUCAGAGAAGCAAGAAAGGCUCAGAUGACAUGGAUGUGGGCGUAGCUGGCUCCGUCAACCUCUUACAGAACGCCACUCUGUCCACUCAGCCGAUCGCCAGCCUGGACUGGAGCCCCGACAAGCAGGGCCUGUGUGUGUGUUCGGGCUUUGACCAGUCUGUCCGCGUGCUCAUUGUCACCAAACUCAACGUGGUUUGAUAAAGUAGACCACAACAAAGACUGAUGGUCAAGAUCUGUGCAGCUUAAAAAGAAAUCAGACCCAACUAUAGAGAUCCGCCAACAGUGUGUAAAUCGCUGCCUUAUUGUGAGGCUGAUUUGUUUUUUAUUAGAUGAUAACAGUUUCCUACUGUGGGUCUUGGCAGCUGUCUGUCUAGAUUUUGUACAAUUGAUACUUGUCUUUAGACUCAUCUUGCCAGAAAACCAUUUAACUCAAAUUAACUUGGAAAUCCUUGGUUGGAGUUAUGCCGUUUUGUCUCUGUUAAAUGCUGUCCCUGAAAAAUGUGUAGUGCUUGGCUGAGCCCAGCAGGCAAUGAAAAAAAAAAAUGUAGUGCAGAUAAAUACCUUUCCUGUAUUAUCAAAAUUCCUCUAUUGG
Messenger RNA from Sander lucioperca (pikeperch), 1857 nucleotides. It is a transcript of the gene dnaaf10, whose product is annotated as WD repeat domain 92. Gene Ontology annotation, molecular function: ubiquitin binding. The transcript is spliced from 8 exons. Bases 387 to 1463 code for a protein of 358 amino acids. The record is from RefSeq and is a predicted model, not a curated record. Lineage: Eukaryota; Metazoa; Chordata; Actinopteri; Perciformes; Percidae.